Caenorhabditis sp. 36 PRJEB53466 is the source of this 473-nucleotide messenger RNA. NCBI's taxonomy places the organism in Eukaryota, Metazoa, Nematoda, Chromadorea, Rhabditida, Rhabditidae. The record is from the annotation of a GenBank genome assembly.
AUGGAGGCUCUAGACAAAGUUAUCAUCAACUGGAGGACUAUUCUACGUUUGCUCAUCAAGCAGAUGAAACGUGGAUUUAAUACUGAUAUCAAAAACCGAGCUGCCAAUCGAGACGCGGAAGAAAACAACAAAGCAUCGACGAGCAGCUCUCCGAUCAGUCAGGAGUCUGGUAGUUUAGGUUGGAUGAGAAAUAAGAAAGAAAGAAAACACGGGAAGCAUAUUCUGUUUCAGUAGUUCCGACAAUGUCGCAGUCUCUCACUCUACCAGUCAUAAACAACAACUACCGUAAGGGAAGCGACAGUAGAUGUAAGAGCUAAGGAGAAAGUUCGCAUCCACAUAUAUCUCUUACAGUAUCCACGGUUUCUGCGGUGUCCUCAGUCUCGGUAUCCCCGGCAGUUGAGCGAGCUCCGUCGACAGGACUGUUCCGACCUCUGAAGGAGUUUGCCCGUCGUCGCUUUAUAAAUCAUUUUUGA